Sesamum indicum (sesame) is the source of this 2868-nucleotide messenger RNA. RefSeq names its product casein kinase 1-like protein HD16. Gene Ontology annotation, biological process: protein phosphorylation. Gene Ontology annotation, molecular function: protein kinase activity; ATP binding. The record is from RefSeq and is a predicted model, not a curated record. Lineage: Eukaryota; Viridiplantae; Streptophyta; Magnoliopsida; Lamiales; Pedaliaceae.
AAAAAGGAUAAAAAGAGAGAGAGAGUGGAGAGGGCGAGAGAGGGGAGGGCAGGGCAGGGCAGAGCAGGCGGCCGCAGCAGAUGUUUUUGUGUACAAAGAAAGAGAAACCGAGCGGAUAGCCGUACAAUACCAAUACCCAUUUCAACACACAACUCCAUCCAAACUUUUAAGCUAACAUUUCAUUUCCCUUUUUCACGAAGCCCAAUUUAUUAGGUCACUCCAGAUUCUAAGCAGAAGGUGGGUUAGUGAGUAGGACUCUGUUUUGCAUGGGUGACGAUGCCAGAAUUGCGGAGCGGAGCACGGAGAUCAAAACGGCUUGGUGAUCUCCAGCCUGCCCCUCAGACUGCUAAUCAAGAAGAAAAAUUUCUUGCACCUGCUCAGACUAGAACCAGAAGGAGAGGACGAGGGAGAGGCAAUGCAGCUGCCGUAGCAAAAGGGCCUUCUGCAGCAACACCCGCUAGGCCUACUGCUGCUGGUAGAGGCAGGGGGGUCAGGUUAAUAGAUUUAGACCCAGAGCCACCACGUGAGGUUCUUCCUCCAACUGUUGGCCUGGUGGCUGCCGAACCAGCAUUUAAUAGAAUAGAGGGCGUUGCUAAUAAGGAAAUUCCCAUGGAAGGCGGGAGUGGGGAUAAAAUAAUGGGAGUUGAAGAAGAUGCAAGUACAACUCCAGUACCUGAGAGGGUACAAGUGGGUAAUUCUCCCGUGUAUAAGACAGAAAGGAAAUUAGGUAAGGGUGGAUUUGGCCAAGUUUAUGUAGGCAGAAGGGUAAGUGGUGGAACUGAAAGAACGGGUCCUGAUGCAAUCGAGGUUGCAUUGAAGUGUGAACAUCGAAGUAGUAAGGGCUGCAAUUAUGGCCCCCCAUAUGAGUGGCAGGUGUACAACACCCUGAAUGGAUGUUAUGGUAUCCCUUGGGUUCACUACAAGGGCCGACAAGGAGAUUUUUACAUCCUGGUCAUGGACAUGCUUGGACCCAGUCUAUGGGACGUUUGGAAUUCUUUGGGCCAGUCGAUGUCUCCAAAUAUGGCUGCUUGCAUUGCUGUGGAGGCUAUAUCAAUUCUUGAAAAGCUUCACAUGAAGGGAUUUGUUCAUGGAGAUGUCAAGCCAGAGAACUUUUUACUUGGUCAGCCUGGAACUGCUGAUGAGAAAAAGCUAUAUCUUAUUGAUCUUGGUUUGGCUUCUAGGUGGAAAAAUGCAUCAUCUGGUCAGCAUGUCGAGUAUGAUCAAAGGCCUGAUAUAUUCAGAGGCACUAUAAGGUAUGCAAGCGUGCAUGCACAUUUGGGUCGCACAGGAAGCAGGAGGGACGAUCUUGAAUCGCUGGCGUAUACCCUGAUAUUUCUCAUAAAGGGAAGGUUACCAUGGCAAGGCUAUCAGGGUGAUAAUAAGAGUUUUCUAGUCUGUAAAAAGAAAAUGUCCACUUCUCCGGAGUUGAUGUGCUGCUUUUGCCCUGCUCCAUUCAAACAGUUCCUUGAGGCUGUUACUAAUAUGAAGUUUGAUGAAGAGCCAAAUUAUUCUAAGCUGAUAUCACUUUUUGAAAAUCUUAUCGAACCAUGCUCGAACAUGAGACCGAUAAGAAUUGAUGGAGCUCUGAAGGUUGGGCAAAAGCGCGGAAGGUUGCUUAUAAACUUGGAUGAGGAUGAGCAGCCAAAGAAGAAAGUACGGCUGGGAAGUCCUGCUACUCAGUGGAUUUCAGUGUAUAAUGCACGACGUCCCAUGAAACAAAGAUACCACUACAAUGUUGCAGACUCCAGGCUCUGUCAGCAUGUAGAGAAGGGUAAUGAAGAUGGUUUAUAUAUUAGCUGCGUGGCUUCAGCAGCAAAUCUUUGGGCCUUGAUCAUGGAUGCUGGAACUGGUUUCAAUUCGCAGGUGUAUGAGCUUUCAGCUGUCUUUCUUCAUAAGGAUUGGAUCAUGGAACAAUGGGAAAAAAACUAUUACAUUAGUUCUAUAGCUGGUGCAGCUAAUGGAAGUUCACUGGUUGUUAUGUCUAAAGGAACUCCUUACACCCAACAGUCUUAUAAAGUUAGUGAAUCAUUUCCUUUCAAGUGGAUCAACAAAAAGUGGAAAGAAGGUUUCCAUGUCACAUCCAUGACUACUGCUGGCAGUCGUUGGGGUGUUGUAAUGUCUAGAAACUCGGGAUAUUCUGAACAGGUUGUGGAGCUCGAUUUUCUUUAUCCAAGUGAGGGAAUACAUCGCAGAUGGGAAAAUGGUUAUAGAAUUACCUCGAUGGCCGCAACUGGUGAUCAAGCAGCUUUCAUACUUAGUAUACCGAGACGAAAAAUGAUUGAUGAGACUCAGGAAACCCUUCGGACAUCCGCCUUCCCUAGUACCCAUGUAAAGGAGAAGUGGUCCAAGAACCUCUACAUUGCAUCAAUAUGUUAUGGUCGCACUGUUUGCUGAAGCUGUAUGUAUAAUCUUCUUGAAGAUCCGGAGCUAAAAAAUUUUGAAAGCUGAGAUUAUCUGUCUCAGAUUUCAAGUACAUUGGGUGAUUUCUAUCGUAUUUCUUAUCCAGAAACUGUGUUUUUUGCCCAAAAGCUUUCUUCUCACGCUUCUGUAAAAAUGACAUGGGGAGCAACACAGAAGUUAUCAACACAUGGCCUGAAAUGAACAUGAGUUGGCUGACGUUAAAAAUAUGGGGUCCUAUGUAAGCUGACAGUGGGUACUUGGCAAGGCAUAGAGCGACAUCCAUAUAAGCUUGCUGUUUACACUAAAAAUUUGUAUAAUGGGAUUCAAGUGUUUAUUACAUUCAGUACUGUGGUUGGUUCGCAAGGUGGUUUCAUUGAAAACAGCAAAUAGUCCUAUGAUGGAUGCAGUUGAGAGCAUUUCGUGUUUGUUACUGGAACUUGGCUUAGGAAUUGUGGUUUGUAGUCAAUG